Molecule: messenger RNA, 1034 nt
Organism: Corythoichthys intestinalis (scribbled pipefish)
Lineage: Eukaryota; Metazoa; Chordata; Actinopteri; Syngnathiformes; Syngnathidae
Gene: smim14
Product: small integral membrane protein 14
Exons: 5
Coding region: 206-523 (105 amino acids)
Cellular component (GO): endoplasmic reticulum
Source: RefSeq, a predicted model, not a curated record
CUUGUCUUCCGCUCCCGGAUGUACGUCGUAGAGAAAGACAACUUUGCUCACGUGCAAGAAACAAACAUUGUUGUGAUGCGACGCAACUAUCUUCUUGUCUUUUGUGUGCGCGUUUCCCGAGAGGCGUCGGCAAAUUUACCACUCCUCGCUGAGUAGAGUCCGCUGUUCCUUUUCAAAGCCCAAAAGUAACAUUACCUCAAAAGACAUGGCAGAAGGGGGCUUUGACCCUUGUGAAUGCAUCUGCAGCCAUGAGCACGCGAUGAGGCGUCUCAUUAACCUGCUCAGACACACUCAGUCCUACUGCACAGACACAGAGUGUCCUAUGGAAUUACCUGGGCCUGGUGAAGGGUCCACUGGUGGAGGAGAGCUGACCUUCCCCAUUAUUCUGAUGGGAUGGAUGGUACUUGCUGUCAUCCUGUUUCUGCUUCGCCCUUCUACUCUGAGAGGUCACUCUUCAACUGAGAAAAACACUGAACCCCACAAUAGAGAUAGGAGAGAACCACCAGCGCCACCUGUUGACUAGGAGAGGAAGCCAUCUACUAGCGCUCCAUAGGAGCUGGACGCUGUGCCAAGUGUUUACUGCGCCACAGAUAAUACCCCAUUGCCAGGCUUCAUUUAAAGACCAACCCCUCUUCUGUAUUUUUUUUUACUGUAUUGUAAAUCUAUAAUAAUUACUUUAUAUCCUCCCUCACUUGAAUGUGAAUGAAGCUUAUAUUUGAACUAAACAGUUACAUGUGUAAUGAUCAGUUUAUAUAGUUUAACUGAAAUGAAGCCAAUAUUGUAUGUUAGUAAUUGAGGGCAAGGUCUAAAGAAUGAAUCUACUGUACAGAUACUAGUUUUGGAUGUUCAGGAUUGUUGCACAUUGACAGCAUUCAUCUUGUUCCACAGGGCCUAAAAUGGCUUUGAGGGGUGCUUUUUGCACAAUGUAGUUCAAUGUAAAAUACCAUAGCUAUACUUUGAAUAAUCUUGUAUUUUCAUUGUAAAUGUCUAUAGAAAUGUACCCUCUAUUUGGACAUAAAAGCCUUACAUGUCAA